Molecule: messenger RNA, 2574 nt
Organism: Eremomyces bilateralis CBS 781.70
Lineage: Eukaryota; Fungi; Ascomycota; Dothideomycetes; Eremomycetales; Eremomycetaceae
Exons: 1
Coding region: 381-2120 (579 amino acids)
Source: RefSeq, a predicted model, not a curated record
CGCAUCCGCUACAGCUUACCAGCCUCUGUUCGUCACUAUCUCUCUCCGUUCUGCAAACACUCCUCCUCUUUCACUUCACUCCCACGGCCAUGUGAACGGGAUUAUUAUCUAUUCGGCGUCUGGAGACUUUCCAUCUCCACCAUGAAUCCUUUUCCACCACCUCACCACCACAAAUCCUCACGGAGAUAGCCCAGCCAUUGAAGUCGGCAGCUGCCUGUGACUUAUUGAACGAUUGUCGCAUAGUGUCUAUCCCCGAUCUAUCACUUUCAGAUCCGGCGCAUUGUGCAUCACCACUUUGAACUUCACUCCAGUCCUCUUAUCUCUCCUCUAUCUUCUUGUUGAACGUUUGCUCUGCUUCUUCACAAUUUCACAUCUCCAUCAUGCCCUCUCCGACCACCCCACCACCCCGAACCAUGCCACAAUCAGCCAGACUGAUGGAUUCCCCGUACUCCGAUUACUAUACCGAUCUCUCGAUCUCCCCUGACACCGAUCCCCGCGAUUCCCACCGAUUCACUGUCGAAAAUGGCAAACUGGGAUACCCCGUCAUCCCGCAUACCCUUCAGGAAAGUUCAAUCGAUGAGAUCUCCUCUUCUCCCAUUGAACCCCCAGCGAACACCCCUCAACGCGCUCUCUUACAGCGACUGCGCGAUAUUGCUAUCUGCAUCCACGAACGCGAGAACCUGACCGAGGAACAAACUGCUUUGCUCAACAGUCGUGUCGAGAACAUCGAAUCAGAUCUCACGGCGCCUAUCAGUCAGACAAAGGAAGCAGUGCUUGGGGACAGUGGCUUAUUCAUUGAUGAUGAAGAUGACCUUGAAUUUGAAGAGACGGACGGAAGUGACGAACACGGAGACGGCAAUGGAGUUGGUCAGUUUGAGAACAGUGACAGUGAUGUCGCACCUGAAGAUAUUAAAGAGCUUGGUCGACGAGUAUCGUAUUCUGACAAGAGCCUAGCAGCUACUAGCCAUCUUAGUCGCUCUUCGAAGAAGGCAGGGCUCUUCUUUCCCGCCCGUGCAUUGGAAGAGCAACAUGAACUGGUCGCGCGCAUUUCCCGAGCUGCCACCGAACUUCGCGCACGAUACGAAGAGAUCAAACACUUGAACGACAUGAACACCCUCCGUCUGGACACCGCUGCCACCCGCAUCAUCGACCUGCAAGCCGAGAACGAAGCCCUCCGCAAGGCAUCCGAACUCGACCACUCCGAGCUCUUCUAUCUCAAGCUCCAACUGCGCGCCUCCGACUUACAGGCCGCAUACCGUGGACUCAAAAUCAGCUCCCACUCCACGCACGCCGAAUCGAUCAAGCCCAGCGAGCCCGACAGUCUCGACCACGAGAUCGAUCUCCUCCGCGAGGAAAUGCGCAUCCACCCCUCCCAAUCGCCUGCCUCGUCCACCCGAGUCCGCGCGUCCGACGAAGGAGACGACUUCCUUUCCGGCUCGCAGCUUUCGAAUGCAUUCGCCCCAACCUACCGAUCCCCGCUCCGGCAGCCGUCCGUCGCCUCCGACACUUCGUCGAUGAAGCGCAGCAACAUCUCGACCCCGACAACCAGUCCGACGAAACGACGCCGCUUACUCCGGAUCAAGCGGCCAUCGCUUCAGAAUCGAGCGGUCACUGCUCCAGCGAAGAGUGUUGUGGCACAUGAAAUAUCGCCGAUCGAAAGGCCUUGCGAACUGGAUGGAGACGCGGUUUCCGAGACAGUGGAAGAAGAAAGGGAAGAGUGUGAGAUCACCGAGGCACAAGAGAUCGUCACCGAGACCGUGGAAGAAGCAUCAGAAGAGGUGGCUUCUCAGAUCAGUGAGGUAGAAGAGACCAUUGUCGAGACCGCGGAAGAAGCAUCGGAGGAGGGAUCUUCUCAGUUGAGCGAGGUCGAAGAGAUCAUCGCCGAGAUCGUGAAUGAGAAAUGGGAGGAGGAAGGAGUCGAGCAGACCAAAGAAACCGGAGAACAUGGGAUGUCUGUUACCGAAGUUGUCGAAAUCCACACCGUGGAAACCACUGCGGAAGGCAAUAUGGAGGACGACAUCGUCCACGAGCCUUCGAUCACGGUCAAGACGAAGUCGCCUUGGGAGGAGCUGUGGGACGGGCUUGCGGAGCUCUCUGGAUUUUCCGCAGAAGAUUACUGAGGACAUACCAGCGUCUUUUCGCACUACACCGAGCGAGUGGAAGUGUUUUUUUUCAAAGGAAUUCCUGCGAGAACCUAGACAGAUGUUUCGGGUGUGCUUAGGGAUGGUUUAUAUGAUUAAUGGUUCGUUGCGAUUUGCCUCAUGGCGGGAUUUUGAAAUGGGGGGUCGGGCACUUCUUCCAUGCAUGCAUUUUCGGAUAUGACCAUGACACACACCGUGGUCGUUGUUCCAUCUGUCUGUCACUUGAUCAUUCCCCACGGCGUUACUGAGCGGGUGCCAACGGAGGGACGAUGGCAGCGAGGGACGAUAUGACUUCUUAUGAAGCGAACAUGUAUUAUUACGAGAAUGGAUCAUGAACGGAAUGACGAUAAUUACAUAGCGAGGUGAGCGAGAGCUUGUGUGGACUGGCUUGAUAGGCUUUAUAAAUGAAUGAAGCGACUUGACUUUGAGAUUG